AUGCCUGUACAGUCACGUGCUGCUUUGAUUCUGAUAUCUGUGAUCAAUUUGGUCAGCUCUGAAUUGUUUCAAAUGUCACAUUUCCCUUAUUGGCUGUCAAUGGAUACAAAUUCUCCAGCAGGGCUUGAAAGCCACACGUCAGUGUCCGUAAUGCAAUGUGCUUUUAUAUGUUUAAAGAGAGAAAGGUGCAUAGUUACAAUGUUUAACAAGACAAACAACAAGUGCUCUCUGUUGUGGAAAUAUCCAUCUGGACUGCAGCAUAAGGACCUGGAGGAAAGCAAUGGCCCAACGGAUGUCGUCAUUUCACUUUUAUUGAAUCCAUGCUCUGCGAAGCCAUGCUUGGGGGAAGGAGAGUGCAUCGGAAAAGAACAUUCUCUGGAAUUCAAGUGCAAAUGCAGGUACAAUCUGACAGGGCAAUUUUGUGAAAAUGAAGUGACUGGAGACAGCUGUUUGCACAUCCACGCAGUGUAUAAUACAAACUUCUCAGGCACCUACAAGCUUCAGGCUGCUGAAGGAAAUGGCGAGCUGACCCAAGCCUACUGUGACAUGAACAAAAUCGACUCAUCAGAGCGGAGCUGUUAUGCGAUAAAGAUGAAAUAUCCGACUGCAAAAUCUGGUUUAUAUAAGAUUUACUCCUCUACCACGAUGACUGCUAAAAUGACGGUUUAUUGUGAUAUGGAUACGGACAAAGGUGGCUGGACUCAGGUUAUGCGAAUCAAAUCCAAUACGAGUGAUUUUAGCUCUUUUGAGAGCAGUGCACCGCGCACUGUUGGAGGGAUUUCAAGCAGCUGCCUGGAUGGUUUCGAGCCAGCUGGCAACUACUACCUCAACCACUUUGGCAUGUAUUAUAUCCACAGUGUCACUGAUAGCCAAGAAAUAAGGUUCUAUUGCAGAUCUAAGCAAUUAAACACAUCUUUCCACAUCAAAACACUUCGAGGAUCCAAAAAUGGAACAAUUAUCGCCCAAAGAUAUUCGAUGGUUAACAAUCCGUUGGUCGAUGUGUGUGGGGCAUUCACAUCACUUUCUGGUGACUCAUCCAAUUUUAUUGAAAAAUGCACAGAACUCAUCACUGCCACAACCAUUUAUUCUCCAUUUUACUUCAACGGAUAUGCUGCCUUCUGGAAUACGGCCUACCCAAAGUUUGCUUGUUUUGACAAAGUGGGUUUAUCUGAUUCUGUAAUGUUUAUGCCUAAAAAUGUCAUAUUUGAUGGAGAUUUAUGGGAAGUUUAUAUUCGUUGAAAUGUAAAAAGAAAGAUUGUGAUUCAAUUCUUAGACUCCGUGCUUGAUGUAACUGGGUGAUCGAGAAGAGGUUUCUUGUUUAUGUUAUCUCUUUAGUUAUUCAACAAUUUCCAACUGUUAAACACAACAACGCUAGUUUUGGUUGAGAACACACUAGAGGAAGAAUAAUGAUUUGGCACUUUUACUGAAAGUUGGUACUGUAUGCACUCAGGGACGCCUGCACAAGAUUAGGGCAGGAGGGGCAGUGUUGGUGCCAAAGGCAAAUCGUUGAAUUUUUCUAUUAAUAUAAUCGAGCAUUCCUAGGUGGGAGGGGGGCGAGGGUAGGGUAACAAAAUAAAAUAUUAACUUGAAUAUGUGCCACCCAUACAGCUGGGUUUUUUACCAUCAAAGAUUCUAAACAUAAAGAAAAUGUUGACGAAAUUGUCAAUAUAUGAAAAUGGUUAUUAAAUGGCCUUGUCACUCACUAUUCACAAUACUUGGUUUUAUAAAAAUCGUGGCUGUUAUAAAUGGGCUGGUUGUAAAAUUUUAAUUGCCCGCCAAGUUUUUAUACCGAUUUAUCCUCCUUAGGUUCCUGGAGUACUUCUGAGGGUACACAUCUUUUGUUUAUCAUUUAUUAUCUUUGCCGCUCGAGGGUACACAUCUUUUGUUUAUCAUUUAUUAUCUUUGCCGCUCUCUCUCUUGUGGCCGACCUUGUCACAGACAAUCUUUUCAUUCUCUGCUUUUUUGUGCUGGUAUCAUCAUAUUUCUGGUAUUUUCUAAUAGAUAUUAACAUAACGAGAGUAGUCAAAGUGGUCAUCAUAUUCCAGGGCACUUCUUGCCCCCUCUGCCCCUCUUCGAAGAGGGCAAGAGGGGCAGCUGCCCCUCCAGCCCCCCUUGUGUAGGCGCCCCUGUAUGCACUUACGUGUUGGAUACGU
Molecule: messenger RNA, 2153 nt
Organism: Rhopilema esculentum
Lineage: Eukaryota; Metazoa; Cnidaria; Scyphozoa; Rhizostomeae; Rhizostomatidae
Molecular function (GO): oligosaccharide binding
Source: RefSeq, a predicted model, not a curated record